AUGUCAAUGGUUCGUUUAUCUGUGAAAUUACCUCAUCGAAGACCAGUUACAUUCUGUGGUGGGACAUUAAUUGCACCACAAUGGAUAUUAACUGCAGCUCAUUGUGUUCUAGUGGAAAAUAAACAUAUUCCAGUUGGAAAACCAGUUAUGUUAGCUGAUCAUAUGAAAAGUACAAUCUAUGCACAUUUAGGUGAUCAUGAUCGAUAUAAAAAAGAAGCUGCACAAGUUGAUCAUCGUGUUACUGUUGCUAUACUUCAUCCAAAUUAUCAUAGAAAAUUACAAACUGAUGGAUAUGAUAUUGCAUUGUUACGUCUAUCAGAACCAGUUAAAACAACACCAGAAAUUGAUUUUGCAUGUUUACCAACAAAAGAUUUAAAAUUAACACCAAAUUCCAAAUGUUAUGCUGUUGGUUGGGGUAGUAAUAAAGGUGCAAAAAUACCAACAUUUGAUAAUAUACAUAGUAUAUUAGAAUCAUUAUUUUUACCAUUUCCAUCAUUAUUUACAACACCAUUUAGAUUUGGUAGAAGUGAAUCAACAAUAUGGAAUAUUAAAAAAUUAGAAGAAGAAGAAUCAUCAAGAGAAUUACAUGAAGUUGAAUUACCAAUUGUUUCUAUAGAAGAUUGUCGUAAACAUUAUGCUGAUAUUAGUUCUAAAGUUCAUGUAUGUGCUGGUGCUAGAAAUAAAGAUACAUGUGCAGGUGAUAGUGGUGGUGGUCUUUAUUGUUAUUUAGAAGAGACUAAUCGUUGGCAUGUUGUUGGUGUAACAAGUUUUGGUUUAGCACGUGGUUGUGGUUUAAAUCCUGGUGUUUAUACAUCAACAACAUCACAUAUGGAUUGGUUAUCAAAACAAUUAGCAACAAAGAUAUUUUAAAUAAAAUCAAAAAAAAGAAAGAAAAAAAAGGAGAAAAAAAGAAAAAAAUCAAUAAGAAAAAAAACAUACUAUUGAUAAUAAUAAUAAUAAUAAUCUCUAUCAGUUACUUUAUUAAGAUUUCUUCUAACGAAAAAUCGAUAUGAAUAUGAUCAAUUGAAUAUUGAAUAUAUUUUUUAUUGAUUUUAUUAUUUAUGUAAAUUUAUUAGAUAAAUUAGUAAUUAAAAUAUACCCCCCCCCAA
Schistosoma curassoni is the source of this 1109-nucleotide messenger RNA. NCBI's taxonomy places the organism in Eukaryota, Metazoa, Platyhelminthes, Trematoda, Strigeidida, Schistosomatidae. The record is from the annotation of a GenBank genome assembly.